Marchantia polymorpha subsp. ruderalis is the source of this 1204-nucleotide messenger RNA. The record is from the annotation of a GenBank genome assembly. NCBI's taxonomy places the organism in Eukaryota, Viridiplantae, Streptophyta, Marchantiopsida, Marchantiales, Marchantiaceae.
AGCGAUUGUGCUGAGUGGGAGGGAGGAGUGGCAGCAGCUCGAGCCCUUCGUCCCUUCGUCCCUUCGUUCGUUCAUGACCUAGCGAGAGAGAAAGCGAGCGAUCCAUACGCAGGAGACAGAUUCAGCCCACGCUCUGCUCUCUGCUGCACAGAGGGAAGGCAAUCGAGACACCGAUCGCAGAGAAGCAGAGAUGGCGGGUGCAGGCCCGUAUUCCGGUACCAGUACCUUGGCUCUGGUAGCGCGAGUCACCGCAGCCACAAUUGGAGUGGCCUAUGGAACGAUAAAGCUUGCUGUUUUGAAGUCGCAGGCUGCUUCGCAACGUAAGCAUGCUGCGAAGGUUUGAAUCUGCGUGGACAUGAAUGUGCCCUGGCGGUUGUCUUCUAAUAUGUAAGGAGUCAGCAUGAUGCCUGCGAGCUCAAAAAGGGUCUGUAGGCAUCCCACAUGCAGCUCAUUAGCCGCAUGUGUUUUGUAUACGGUCACUGGUGUGGAUGGAAUUUGCAUUUACCAUUGCUAGCAAUGGUGUGCUAAUGUACUCUGCCUCAGCCUGUUUUGGUUGCCGCCCAUUCAUUUGAUGAGAUGCGAGGCUUUGCAAGCAGCAGGUCUCUUUAGUCGUGGGGUUGCACUACAGGAAUGCAGCGCUUUGUACUGCGAGCAUGCUAGAUAGGAGUCGAGAGUACGUUUUUCGUACGGAGAACAUUACUUUGAGAAUUGAAGUUUUGACUACAGAGGAAACCUCCAAAUAUUAAUAAUGAUAUGGUGCGAAGCAACUGAAAUCCAUCGAGCAUUUUGAUCCGCUUGUGCUCGGUUCAUAACGCACCAUUGGAUUUUCAGCUGGUCUCAGCUUGUUGAACUCAUGUCUGAAGCUUUGCCCCUGCUACCUCGUGAUUCUGGCAUUUGUGAGUCGUUGUUAUGUUCCUUUGCACCAUGGAUCCGCCUUCCACGUUGGACCAUCCAGCUACAACCACAACGCUCGCAAGUGCUGUCUUUCAAGAGAUCACUCUGAGUAUAUAUAUUCAUCUAGUUUUAUGGAAGAUCAAGAGUUUCCACAGCUUACUACGUCGUCACAGCUUACUACGUCAACACAGGGCGGAAUACAAGAGUGCAUCAGCUAGCGGGUUUAUUAGCGAGAAUAUUUGCCCGUACACUUUUCGGUGGAAAAUUUAGACCGUGUAUCUUAUAUUUCAGUGUGGCAGCAAGAACAGCG